AUGGAAGUAAAGAGGACAAUUGGACGUGGCCGUGGAAGAAUCAGUUCUAAAGUUUGCGUGGCCGAUAUCUUUAUCUACCUCAGCGUGUCUAGCCACUAG
Messenger RNA from Aspergillus nidulans FGSC A4, 99 nucleotides. RefSeq lists its product as uncharacterized. NCBI's taxonomy places the organism in Eukaryota, Fungi, Ascomycota, Eurotiomycetes, Eurotiales, Aspergillaceae. The record is from RefSeq and is a predicted model, not a curated record. Bases 1 to 99 code for a protein of 32 amino acids. The transcript is spliced from 3 exons.